GAGCGAGAGAGCAAGAGAGAUCCCUGAAGAAUUAAAUCACCAGGAUUAGCUUUAAAUAGAAAUACGUUUGUCCAGAACAUAAGGGACACUGACCUUGUGGCUACUAUGUGUCUGAGUUACAUUCUGGUCUUCAUUUCCCUCAUAUGCGGGACAAUGGGAAGCACAGCAACCUUCCGAAGGGCUGAUGACAGAAGUGGUAGAUGUACCUACUCAUUUACGGUCCCAAGUCCAACCGAAUCGAGCUGUCCAGAACCAAGACAGUCCAUGCCCGCCAUACAAGAACUCCAGAGGGAUAACCUUGCAUAUAAAUCUGAAGUGAGCACCAUCAAAACCCGCCUUGCACUAUUAGAAAGCCUUAUGACCCGACUGCAAGGUGGGCUUCCUUCUACUGGGUCAUUGGCUCCUGGAGCACCUUCUGUUGUGGACCUCCAAAACCAAAUUGUUAAUCUAAAAAGAGAAAAAACCCAGUAUGAGGCACAGGUAAACAACCUGGAGGUAGCAUACACUGAACUGAUGGCUGAGAAAUCAGCCCUGGAAGAAGAGAAACAGAGGUUACAACGAGAAAAGGAAAACUUGACAAGAAGACUGGAGGGCAGCAAUCAGGAAAUCAUUCGAUUACGGGCCAACCAGUGCCCUCAAAUGAGGGAAACCCCAGUGCAGAAUUCUCAGCCCACCUCUAGAGAUGGGCAAAGUUAUUUCUCUGGUCCAACAUCAAGACAGAAGGAUCAAACCCAAAGACAAGCUAGCACAAGAGUUACUAGCUGGGACCGUGAGAGCACUGGAUACCAAGAACUAAAAUCUGAGUUAACUGAGGUUCCAGCUUCCAGGCUGUUACAGGAGGGUCCUAAGUCUCCCUCCAACCUGAAGACCCAGGAUCAAAACUCAGGUUGUGGGGAAUUGACCUCAGUUGGAGACCCUAUCACAUACAGAAAGGCUGACACUAUUGCAGGAAAGUAUGGUGUAUGGAUGCGAGACCCUGAAUUUGUUGCACCUUACACUCGUGAAACUACAUGGAGAAUUGACACAGUAGGCACCGACAUACGUCAGGUGUUCGAAUAUGAUGACUUAGAUCAGUUCGCUAAAGGGUACCCUUCCAGGGUCCAUGUGCUAACAAAGUCUAUUGAAAGCACUGGGGCAGUCGUCUAUCGAGGUUUCCUCUACUACCAGAAACGCAAGUCUAGAACCUUGAUCAAGUAUGACUUGAAGACAGAAACAAUUGUACUGCAGAAAGAGCUGGACAAUGCUGGUUUCCAUGGCCAGUACCCUUACUCCUGGGGAGGUUAUACUGAUAUUGAUCUGGCUGUUGAUGAACUUGGUCUGUGGGCUAUCUAUAGUAAUGCUAAAGCUAAAGGGUCCAUUGUCAUCUCCAAACUGAAUCCCGAUACUCUGGAAAUUGAAAGUACAUGGGAGACAAACAUCCGCAAGCAGUCUGUUGCCAACACAUUUAUGAUCUGCGGGACACUGUACACACUCAGUAGUUACUCUUCCCAGCAUGCAACAAUCAGCUUUGCUUACAAUGUCAGUACCAGCACUGGCAAGCAGCUGAGAAUCCCCUUCGAGAACCGCUACAGAUACAACAGUAUGACUGACUACAACCCUAGGGAGAAGAAACUCUUUGCUUGGGACAACUCCCAUAUGGUUGUAUAUGAUGUGAGACUGACCAAAAUGUGAUUUACUUCUGAGGGUCAUCUGCAGAGAUCACAGACUUGUUAUCCUUAACAAACAAAAGCGACAAAAGAACCCUGGAGACUUAGGAAAUAGAUACUAAAUCUUGCUGUGAUGGGAAAUGCCAUGUUUUUUAUUCACCUAAGACCCAAAAAUCAGCCUUGGCUUUUUUUCUGAAAACUUUGCUAAGAUCUACAAGACUGUAUAACCAACAUUUUACUGCAGCACUGAAGACCUCAUCAAAAUAACAUCUUGAAAUCCUGUCACAAGAAUAACAAAUAUCUUUAGCAUGGAUAGAUCCAAGCCAAUUUCUUUUAUUGAUGG
This is a messenger RNA of Protopterus annectens (West African lungfish), 1989 nucleotides long. RefSeq names its product myocilin (gene MYOC). Gene Ontology annotation, cellular component: Golgi apparatus. The record is from RefSeq and is a predicted model, not a curated record. NCBI's taxonomy places the organism in Eukaryota, Metazoa, Chordata, Ceratodontiformes, Protopteridae. Gene Ontology annotation, biological process: signal transduction; osteoblast differentiation. The transcript has 4 exons. Bases 106 to 1671 code for a protein of 521 amino acids.